Glossina fuscipes is the source of this 2643-nucleotide messenger RNA. It is a transcript of the gene l(2)gd1, whose product is annotated as coiled-coil and C2 domain-containing protein 1-like. The record is from RefSeq and is a predicted model, not a curated record. Bases 95 to 2554 code for a protein of 819 amino acids. The transcript has 7 exons. Gene Ontology annotation, cellular component: nucleus. NCBI's taxonomy places the organism in Eukaryota, Metazoa, Arthropoda, Insecta, Diptera, Glossinidae. Gene Ontology annotation, biological process: regulation of transcription by RNA polymerase II. Gene Ontology annotation, molecular function: RNA polymerase II cis-regulatory region sequence-specific DNA binding; DNA-binding transcription repressor activity, RNA polymerase II-specific.
GGCAGUCAGCUGCGGAAACAUAUUCACACAAGUUUAUUGUUUCUUAUAAAUUUUUAUAGGUUUUAGCGUAUUUAAGAUAAUUUAAUUUUUUGGAAUGUUUUCACGUAAAAAACCUGAAGCACCAAAAAAACGAAAUCAUAAUUUAUCACAGUUUGGAUUAACGGAAAUUCCAGAUGAUUUCGAUCCUAGUUGUUUCUCAGGUGCAGAUGACGAGAAUGAUAGCGAUUUGGAGGCAGAGUUGGCAGCUAUAGCUGGGGAUGAUGGAAAAAUUAGAUCUAAACCGAAGCCUAGAUUAAUGCCUCCUAAUGAUUUAGAUAAAAUGGUAGCAGAGAGUUUGAAGGAUAUUGGCAGCGAUGAUGAUGAGGCCGAUGAUGACGCUGAAAACGAUCCAGAUUUGUUAGGUGAAUUACAAACUAUUACAGGCGUCAGUACUACCGUCUCAGAAGAUAUCGAAAUAAUGGGAGAAUUGGAAAAUAAAACAGACGAUCAAAUGGAAGCAUCCGAAACCCCAGAAAUAUUUAUAGCGACUACAACUACAAAUAUAGUAGAGACAUUGAAACAGCGUAUUGAAAUGUAUAAAAAGGCUGAGGCGAACGCAAAAGAGAUGGGGGAAGCUUCCAAAGUGAGACGAUUUGGUCGAGGCUUAAAAACCUUGAAUGAUUUAUUGAAACAAGCAUGCUCUGGUAAAGUUAUUAAUCCGGAUGAUAUACCACCGGAAGUUAGCUUGAAGCCUUCUGCUGAAGUAACUACGGAUCAAAAACCCAAUACGCCUGAAGGGCAGGAUAGGUCUUCGGCAGAGCCCGGUAACGGUUCCAUUCCCAUUCGUAAAGCACCACCACCACCAUCACCACCACAUGUCGACCCAGAAGCUCAGAACGAACCUUCAAACGAAGCCCCCAAUGCCGCUAACCCUGUGAUCCAAAAGAUGCGCAGUCUCCAGCAAGAAUAUAAAGCUGCGGCUCUUCAAUCCAAGCGUGCCGGGGACACUGCCAUGGCCUUGCAAUUUCUCAAAGUAGUUAAACAGUUUGACGUCGUCAUUAAGAUGUGCGAAGAUGGUCAGGAAGUAGAUUUAAGUGAUAUGCCACCGCCACCAGAUCAGUUCAAGGAAUUCCUAGAGAAAAUGCAGGCUAAUUCGGAAGAACCAGCGCCUGCUGAUCAAGUAGUACCUUCAGCUGAUUCGGCAAAGCAAAUCACCGAAAAUACAAUGUUGGAAGCUUUAGAGCAACGUUUAGACAAAUACAAAUCGGUGCAAGAGUCCGCUAAGGCGGAAGGAAAUGCCAGCAAAGCAAGAAGGUUCGGUAGAAUUGUGAACCAAUAUGAAGACGCCAUAAAAGCCUAUAAAGCAGGCCGAUCCGUACCAUAUGAUGAAUUACCUGUACCGCCUGGUUUUGGACCGCUACCACUGGAAAACUCAACACAGAAAUCGCCAUCGUCAUCUGACUCCUCAACGUCGUCGACGGCGUGCACUACAACCACACCAACAUCACCACAAGUCCAAACCACACCUGUCGUCGCCCCGAAGCCUCCGCCAAGAAAUGAGGAUCUGACAACUCGGACAUCAGGAAAUCAGCAAAAAAACAACUUGGCCGAACAGCAAAUGAAAAUUUUGCUUGCUCGUCAAAAGGAAUUUAAACUGGCCGCUUUAGAUGCAAAAAAGGCGGGUGAAAUUGACCAAGCCAAAGAAUACUUAAAAAUCUACAAAGGCUUCGAUGCCUUGUUGAAUGCUGCCAGCAGUGGCCUUCCCGUUGAUUUGAACACAUUGCCAGUACCGCCGUCUCAACGCGAAAAUUUAGAAGCAUCUUUUGCUAUUGUCACCGCUGAAGACUGCGAUCCAAACGAUGAUAUUUCUGAUAUACGCGUACGCGUAGAGGAACAAUUAGCUAAACAGCUAAUGAUGUGCAAAAAUACAAGAGAUCACCAUAAAGCUAUGGGUGACAUUGGCGGUAUGAAUCGCUUUGAAAAUUUAGCAUUAACAGUUCAAAAAGAUUUGGACUUGGUGCGUUAUUCGAAACGAAAAAAUUUCCCAUUACCGAAAUUUCACUACGAAAAACGCAGCUUUAACAUCGUUCACUGCAAUACAGAAUUGGCCGAUAAUGAAUUGGAGAUUGUGGUCGUGCGUGGCAUCAACUACAAUGUCCCGAAUCCCAAAGAAGUGGAUACAUACGUCAAAGUUGAAUGUCCUUUACUGAAUGACGAAACUUUCAGAGCCAAGACUACGCUAGUUAAAGACACGGAUUCGCCUGAAUACGAUCAACGAUUUAAAGUAGACAUUGUGAGAGGCAAUCGCCAAUUUCAGAGAAUUUUCAAACGCCAUGGUGUAAAGUUUGAAGUUUUUUCACGUGGAGGGUUCCUACGUUCAGAUAACCUAAUCGGUACGGCCACUGUGAAAUUGCAACCGCUGGAAACGAAAUGCGAUGUGCAUGAUACUUUUAAUCUGAUGGAAGGUCGCAAGGUUGUUGGUGGGAAACUAGAGAUUAAACUACGUCUCCGCAAUCCCAUUUUAACAAAACAAUUGGAGCAUUUAGAGGAAAAGUGGUUAGUAUUAGAUUCGUAGAAAGAUCGAGAUUUUUGAAACGUGUUGGAUAGUACUGCUUAUAAUUAGGUUGCUUUGUAAAUUUCCAUUUAUUUUUUAUAAGAAAUUAU